CCAUAAUUCUCUAGGGUUUUGUAGUUUAUUGACGUGGAACGGUAACUGUUGAUGACUGAGGAGAGCUGGGAUUUGUAGCAGGUCAAAAUGUUUUGAAGAUUCCUCAUUCUGCAGCUUGGUGUCUUGCAUCAGAUGUGUUGAGCCUUUUGGGAGGACCCUGGCUGGGAGGAGGUUUCUUUGGGGGAAACCUCUGGGGAACCAUGAAUCCUGCUGACUUGGCAAUGUCUGCACCCCUGUUCUCGAGCCUCGAGCUUGGGGCCGGCAAGCCUGGCUCCCUCCCAGGGGUCACGUCCCUGGCAGGGGUCGAAACGGAGCUUCAGAAGAUGCUCAUCGAUGAGAGGAUGAGGUGUGAACACCACAAGACCAACUACCAGACCCUGAAGGUGGAGCACACCAGGCUGCAGGAUCAGUUUACCCGGGGACAGAGCGAGCUGAAACGUCUACUCUCUGAGAAGCAGAACUCCCAGGAACAGAUGCAGAUCUUGCUGGCUGAGCUGCGGGGGGAGCUACUGGAUAAAACCAGGGAGUUGGAGGAGCUCAAGCUGCAGGUCCUGAGCCCCCAGAAACUGGAGCUUUUGCGAUCUCAGAUACAGCAGGAGCUAGAAGCACCAGUCAGAGACCGCUUCACCCAGCUGGAGGAGGAAGCAGAGAGGUACAGGUCAGAGUAUAACAGGGUGCGGUAUGAGUACACAUUCCUGAAGUCUGAGUCCGAUCACCUGAAGGAGGAGCAUGCCCGCGAGCUGGACGAUAUGAGACUCCGCCUGGAUGCUGAGGUAAGCCGGCUGGAGAGGGACAAGGAAGACCUGAGUGCCAGGCUCCUGAGCUUGGACCCCGAGCGGGACGGCAAGCGAGUUGAGGCACUGCUGCGCGAAAAGGCCCAGCUACACCUGCGGCUGAAGGGCCUGGAGGCGGAGGUGGCCCAGCUGCGAGCCGAGAGAGACAACUCCGGCAUGCAGGCGAAGAACGUGCAGCGAGUCCAGCUACGGCAGCUGGCCGAGUCUCAGGCUGCGAUCAAGGCCCUGGAGGCUGAGAAGCAGUCCCUGCGCAUGCAGCAGGACAGACUGGACGGUGAGCUGCAGCUGAGCCAGGAGCAGAACACGCUGCUCACCGCGCGCCUGCACAAAGCGGAGAGGGAGGUCAGCGCUCUGACCAGCCAGCUGGAGGAGAUGAGACACUCCCACAAGCUGGAGGUGGCGAACGUCAGGCUGGAGUGUGUGCGGGCCAGGGGUGAGCUGGAGACGGAGAGGGACGCCCUGCAAAGCAAGGCGGAAGGACUGCAGUCGGACAUGGAUGACCUAAAGGAGGCUCUGGAGCGGAUUAAGGAGCAGCUGGUGGAGAAGGAGAGAGAGAUGAUCCGUAAGGUUCAGGUGGCGCGAGAGCAGGAGCUCCACAAGAUGGCAGCGCUCCAGGAGGAGAAGUUGGAGCUGGAGAACCGUGUGACCGAUCUGGAGCAGCAGAGAACACUGCAGGAGGCCGCAGAGAUUUCCCAGAAGGAGCAGUGGGAGGAACGGUUCCGGGCCGCCCAGUCGGGCGAGGAAACGGCUCGCAAGGAGGCAUUGUCCCUGAAGAUCAGAAUACAGCAGCAGGCCCGUCAGCUGGAGGAGCUGGAGAAGGAGAAAACUGAGAAUGGAGACCUACGAAAGCAAAACCAAGAACUGACAGUACAGCUGAGUUCCCUGUCUCAUUCGGAGAGCGAGCUGCUGGAGGCCAACCAGAGGCUUCGAGAGGCACUUGAGAGGCUGCGGGAGGAUCUGCGCAGCACCCGCUGCCAGGCCGAAAGGGCCCAGCUGGAGGCGGAGAGGGUGCUGGAGGAGCGACGGGUUGAGUGGCUGCAGGAGAAGCACCAACUGCAGGAACGUGAAUCCCAGCUAGAAACGAAGGGCAGCCAGGUCCGGGAGAAGCUGCAAAGAGCAGCACUGGCCCAGAAGAAGAGGAAGACCAUGAGCGAGCUCAAGGAGAAGAAGCUUCAGGACAAGAUUCAGUUGCUAGAGGCCAAGAUAGAGCAGAUGGAGAUCGAGAAAAGCACAGAGAAUAAAAAGGUGUUUUCGGAGGAGCAGCUUCUGCUCCAGCGCCGCCUGAAGGAGCUGCAUAGGAGGCACGGCGAGUUUCGCUGCCUGCUCCUGGGAACGCAGUUGGCCCCCGGCCCCCCAGAUGAACAGCACCAGAGGCAACUGUCAUCACUACGUCGGCGCCUCGAGGAACUGGAGACGGUGCAGCAGCAGCAGCUGGAGGAGCUGGGCAGCCCUCUGUAGUGCAACGGGGAGCGGGAGAGGAGCAACGGGGCCCCAGAAUCCCGGACUCGCUCCCCGAGCUCUGGCGGAGGCGGUCCCACCGCUUGCUCGCUCACACGGCAUGCACACUGCGCAGUACACUGCGCAGCAUUCAGGUUCGGUACAGCGUGCCACUGCAGCACUUUCAAAAAAAUAAAAAAAACUGUCAGACAGCCUUUCAACACCCCCCUGUGGAUGUGGGUUUCCGUUAGUGUGGCAAUAAUAUCUUCCCGUACAGGAGGAUUUGUGAUGUCGGUGCAUUGGCGUGAGGGACAUGCUCAACACUGCAGGACGGUAACAUGUGAAAAAACAGACGCAUACGCAAGAAUUACCUGACUUUAAUUUAUGAUCUGUGUUUUUUUUUUUGGUACUUUACAUACAGACAUUAAAUUGUGCUGAAUUUUUACCAGG
Messenger RNA from Brienomyrus brachyistius, 2681 nucleotides. RefSeq names its product centrosomal protein 83 (gene cep83). The transcript is spliced from 16 exons. Gene Ontology annotation, cellular component: centrosome. The coding region runs from base 201 to 2252 and encodes 683 amino acids. The record is from RefSeq and is a predicted model, not a curated record. Lineage: Eukaryota; Metazoa; Chordata; Actinopteri; Osteoglossiformes; Mormyridae.